Molecule: messenger RNA, 648 nt
Organism: Schistosoma rodhaini
Lineage: Eukaryota; Metazoa; Platyhelminthes; Trematoda; Strigeidida; Schistosomatidae
Source: the annotation of a GenBank genome assembly
AUGAUUGGGGAAGUUAGUACAAACAAAUUCCUAUCAGUGUUCUACAGCAUUGGAAGUAAACCACUAGAGAUGUGGGAUCAACAUGUUUGUAAUGGUCGAGUUUAUCGAAUGACUGAUGAAGAAAUUCAAUCGUAUGUUUUAGAAAUUUUGGGUCAAAAUAUAAGUACAACAUAUAUUACUUGUCCUAAUGCUAAAAAGAAAAGCCUUGCAGUUAAAAUGCCAAUUUUAGUAAUUGUUUUGAAGAAUCUAAAUAAAUAUUUCAGUUUUGAAGUUCAAAUUCUUGAUGAUCAAAACUUAAAACGAAGAUUUCAUGCAAGUACUUGUCAAACAACAACAGUCGUUAAGCCGUUUGCUUGUAUGAUGCCAAUGAAACUUGAUGAAGGUUGGAAUCAAGUACAAUUUGAUUUAGCUGAUUUUACUAGAAGAGCCUAUGGAACAACUUAUGUAGAGACGGUGAAAUUAAGUAUUCAUGCAAACUGUCGAUUGCGUCGUGUUUACUUUUGUGAUCGUAUUUAUUCAGAAGAUGAAUUACCAAGAGAUUAUAAACUUUAUCUUCCUCUUCAUCCAAUAUCAUCUAGCAGUAGUCGAAUACAUCAUCAUCAUCAACUGAAAGCAAUAUCAGAUGGAAAGACUUCAUCAAAUCGUUGA